Messenger RNA from Talaromyces marneffei, 1446 nucleotides. RefSeq lists its product as uncharacterized. Gene Ontology annotation, molecular function: transmembrane transporter activity. The record is from RefSeq and is a predicted model, not a curated record. Bases 1 to 1446 code for a protein of 481 amino acids. Gene Ontology annotation, biological process: transmembrane transport. NCBI's taxonomy places the organism in Eukaryota, Fungi, Ascomycota, Eurotiomycetes, Eurotiales, Trichocomaceae. The transcript has 4 exons.
AUGAAGUUGAAAACCCCCCAACUCUUCUCACCAACCCACGCAAUAUGGGGAUGGGGUCUGAAAUGGCGAUCCAGCAACUGGUUCACUGUGUUUACGGUUACCUUUGCCGUUUUUACUGAUAUCUUUUUGUAUGGUGUCAUUGUACCCGUUAUCCCGUUUGCGUUGGAGUAUAGGGCUAAUGUUAGCGUUGAUCGAGUUCAAUAUUGGGUCUCGGUCCUGCUGGCUGUGGACGGCGCGGGAUUGUUGGUCUUCUCUCCAAUAUGCGGCUGGUUCUCCGACACAAUCUCCAUGCGUCGCCUUCCCUUACUACUGGGUCUAUCGGCCCUCCUAGGCGCAACAGUCAUGCUCAACGUCGCCACCAGCGUCACCGUUUUCAUCAUCGGCCGCUUGUUGCAGGGCAUCAGUGCGGCAAUCGUCUGGGUCGUGGGCCUUGCGCUGCUCGCUGACACGGUACCUCGGGAACUAUUAGGCCAGUAUAUGGGCUAUGUAAGUCUGGGGAUGACCUCGGGAUUCAUGCUGGGCCCGUUGUUGGGUGGAGUGUUGUAUGAGAGGACGGGAUACAAUGGCGUUUGGGCACUGUGUUAUGCGUUUAUUGGGUUAGAUUUUGCGUUACGGAUUGUGCUCGUCGAGAAGAAAGACCUUCCUGUAUCAACAGUUCCAGAGAAUGGGGAGCCUAAGUGUUCUGAUGGUCCGACACCUGAGAUGAAAGAACCCUCGCUCGAGAACACCACUCUUCCCGCUGAAGAACCAACAUCAGGAUCGCCUCCAGCAAAAACAAUUACCCAAAAACUCCCCCCCAUCUUCACCCUCCUCGCAUCCCGCCGCCUCCUCGCCGCUCUAUUCGCCAGUGUCGUCCAAGCCGCUUUAGUCGCCUCUUUCGACUCCAUUCUCCCGUUGUUUGUCGACGAAACUUUCUCCUGGGGCUCCUUACAGUCUGGCAUCUUGUACCUAACCAUCGUCAUCCCCACCCUGGUGUCUCCCGUGGUCGGGUACUUAGGCGACAAAUACGGCGGUAGAUGGUUCGCCACAGCCGGUUAUCUACUUGCAUGCCCCAUGUUCGUCCUCUUACGGCUCGUAUCACACAACUCCAUCCGUCAAAAAGUUUUAUUGGUCGUCUUGCUAGUCUUCAUCGGCUUCGCGAUGACGCUGAGUUUCCCGGUCAUCAUGGCCGAAAUCACACAUAUAGUCGUCGCAAAGGAGAAAUCCCGCCCGAAAGGAUCAUUCGGAAAGGGAGGGGCAUAUGCGCAGGCUUAUGGAUUAUUUAAUAUGGGGUUUGCUCUGGGCACGCUUGUGGGACCCACUUGGGCUGGGUUGAUUAAGCAGAAUUAUGGAUGGGGGACGGCGACGUGGACGCUGGGGUUGUUGAGUGGUGUGACAACUGUGCCGUGUUUGAUUUGGGUUGAUGGGAGUAUAAGGAAGAGAAGAUUAAGAGAACGAGCUUCAUAA